Molecule: messenger RNA, 13273 nt
Organism: Dermacentor albipictus
Lineage: Eukaryota; Metazoa; Arthropoda; Arachnida; Ixodida; Ixodidae
Product: rho guanine nucleotide exchange factor 5-like
Biological process (GO): Rho protein signal transduction
Molecular function (GO): guanyl-nucleotide exchange factor activity
Source: RefSeq, a predicted model, not a curated record
GCAACGCGGCUGCCUGCCGCUAGCGCUCCGCAGCGCUCCCGUGACGCCUGUUGCCAGCGCGGCGGACUGCGCCGAUUUCAACUCGCGCUGAUUUCAAGUGCGCUGGCUCCGAUCCGGAUUGCGUCGUUCGACUCUCAACAGCGGGCCCCUGGUGUCCCGGCUGUACUUGGAGUUAUCUCCACUUGCCCCUGAAGGAAAACCGAAAGGACGAGUGUAGUGACUGGCUCUAGCGUGAGUCGUUGGUUUCGUACACGAGACGUUCUCCUUAUUUCCCUCCUGAACGCUUGGAGCGAAGCCCACGAAAGAAGACUGUGCGACUGCGGGAUACCCCCAAUUUAUUUCUGGACAACUCUUCCAUGGCAUGUACAGUGAUACUGCGGCCGAUCACUUUGUACUCCGGGGGCCUCUGAAAGAGACGGAGCAGCGGACGCAGCAGCGGCAGUGAGACGUCGCCGUGGCGCGGCCUCGGCGACAGCAGCGUCGGCGCCAUGAGCAGCCUCUGCCGCUCGUCGCCAUUCUCGUCGCGCACCAAGAGCCUGCGCGAGAAGUUCGCCUCCAAACGCAGUUACUCCGAGUCUUUCAAGGACCCCCCUCCGGCAGCAGUCGGAUCCGCGACGAGUGCGGCGGCACAAGAUGCUUCCUCUACAAGUGCCCGGUCUCCACCACGACCAGAGUCCGGACCGGGCUACCUGAGUCAUUGCAGCGGCAGCGCGGAUGCGGCCAGCGGCCUCGUGAUGCCGCCAUCGUUGCCCGGGUUUAUGCCUUCCUACACGGUCAUGCCCGAGGACGCCUACUGCAGCGCGCUGGACAUCAACUGCCAACAGGGAGACCCAAGGUUCCCGUGGCAGCGUGACGCGGCAGUGCAGUGCGACCUGCGAGGCUCCUCGCUGGUCAACUCUCGUUCCUCGACGCACAUCGACGGUGGUCGAUGCUCCCCGGGCCUGUCCUCGCUCAUCCGGCCGUCGUCGCCAGCCGCAGCGACCAGGGCCGCCAUCUGCGGCAGCAGCGUCGGCGACAUCUUCAGCACCAGCGCGGCCGGCUCGCCUCCCACGCCGCCGCCGCGCCGCUCGACGCCGGCGCUGCAGCGCGCCCUGUCGCUGGAGCGGAGCGCGGCGCGCAAGAAGGGCGCCUCGUCCCUGCUGGCGGGACACGCGAGCGCCUCGGCCUCGCCCGGCGCCCAGCUACCGCCAGCACUCGAGGAAGGCGGCGCCGCCGCCAACGGCAGCGCUCCCGCCGGCAAUGCGGCCUCCGCGGCGGCCGCCCGCGCGGCUUCCUGCAGUCCGCAGCGGGCGCAGCCGGUCAGCCCGGAGCCCAAGUCUGGCCAGGCGUCGCCCGCCUUCACGAGGACGCCCCCGGGCGAGACGACGCCUCCGCUGACGCGUCGGCCCAGCGCUGCCGAGCGCCGCAAGAUGUGCUUCGUGCGGAAGCAGACAAACUCGGCGCCAAACUCGAUGGACGAGGAGGUGCCGAGUCCGUCGUCGUCUUCGGUGUGCAGCGCCGGCGCCCCGUCCACGGCCUCGUCGUAUCUGUCGCGUAACACGUCGGUCGCCUCGGCGCCCACGGGCUCGUCGUCCUGCGGCACCGGGUCGGACAGCAGGCCCGGGUACUUCAACUUCGAGUCCAUGCAGCGCCUCCUCGACCUGUCCAUGAAGGUGCCCGGCGAGCGCAAGUCCUUCUAUCUCGAUAUCCCGUCGCAGGAAGGGCUUGGAGCUUGCCGUGAUGGCAAAGCAGCCUACCUCAGCCUGCCGUCACCUAACCUUCAGACGGAGGAGCAGGAGAGCAGCAUCGUGUUCAAGAAGCUGUCUAAGCCAGAGGAAGAAGAGGAUGAGCAGGACGAGUUCGUCGAGCCGCCGGCCUCGGCUCUGCACAGGAGGCAGGCGCUCGUCCCGCCAAAGAUGCUCACAGACGGCUACGAAAGUUCUAGCGAGGACAUUUCCACGCAGGGAUCGGUGUCGAACGACCAGAACACGCAGAAGACGCGAAGGCGAAGCUCGAUCGUGGUGAUCCCGCCGAUGCAGAUCUGCCCGGGGGACCUGCUCGUCUACAGCAAAGUUCUCACGCACAGAAACAACCUCUUAGCAGAUAUCGACGGCUCAACCCAGUGCCUUGCAGUUUCAGAAGAUUCAACAAGAAAAGCUAAAAAUACCUGGUCUCUGUUACGGCUGCGAAGCGCCACUACCGCCCGCUGCCGCUGCUGCCGCUGCUGCUGCUGCCGCCGCCGCAAGCUGCCAUGUGAAGCCUGCUUCCGGCGCCGUCCCUGCUUCUUCUUCUUGAUCUACUACGCUGCCUGCCGUAGUGGUCCCUCGGUGGGCCAAGAGCACACGCAUGCACGACCCCAGCCGGUGCCCUCUCUUUAUCUCCUGCUCCCCGAACCGCUCCUGCCCGCUCCUCUCUCUAAAUACCCUCUCCCCACGGCCUGCCUGCCUUCUCUGCAUGCUUGGCGGCGCGCGCGAGCGGUGCGUGCUAAGAGCCGCCUCCUGUCCGUCCACAUGUGUGUCCAGUUUGACAGGGCCAACAGGGCCAAGACCGAGUGCCUUGGCGGACUCGAAGAGGUCCUCAGCACGCUCAGACCGUCCGAGUUCUGCGACGAGCAGCUCGCCAAGUACAAGGGCAUGACGUGGGACUCCUUCGUGGCGUCGCUGAAGAAGCGCGACGCCGGCAGCGACGACGAGGACGAGGACGAGUCGAGCAGCGGGGGCGCAGGCUCUCCCAAGAGCGGCGCCGCGUCGUCUUCGGCGGCUGCCGCCUCGUCUACGAUCGCUGCCCCCGAAGGGCCGGGAGGCCUGUCGGUGCCCGGCGAAGCGGACCGGGGCAGCCCGACGGGAGAGGCAAUGCAGAGCCAGUUCCUGCGCACCAUCAACCAGACCAUCCAGAAGAACGAGGCCAAGAAGAAGGAGGCACUGUGGGAACUUUUCCAGAGCGAGUGCAACUUCCUCGAGGACCACCUCAUGGUUCUCAAGAAUGUGUUCAUGGAGCCACUGAAGAAGAUCCAAGUGGAGGGAUACGCCAUGUUCGCCGAACCGGAGGUGCUCUUCGGAAACCUCGAUGAACUUUGUUGCGUCACUUACGCCUUCUGUAGAGAGUUUAUCAACUUUAUCCUGGCCAGCCACAACUCUGGGGAGUUUAGCACGACAGACGUCCUUAUUAGACUUUUCAAGAAGAGCACAAAGGCAGCGGCCCUGAGGCAAGCCUACCACAGAUACACGCUCAACUACAUAAAUGCGCUCAACUACUUGGAGACGCUCAGGAGGCAAGUGGAAUUCAACGAGUUUGAAAAGUGGUGUGCCCGGGACCCGCGCUGCAAGAAGCUCCAAUUGACCGACCUGCUGGUGUCGCCGGUGCAGCACAUCAUGCGCGUCCCUCUCAUCCUCAAGGACAUCGAGAUGCGAACCGAGGACAUGGAGGAGCGGGACUGCAUCACAGCCAUCCUCGAGACUGAGGAGAACUCGCUCCGGGAACUCGACGACAAAAUGAAGUGGCUCAAGAACUUUGAGCGGCUGCUGGAGAUCCAGAGAAACAUAGUGUGGCCACCGGUGACCGAGCUAGACUCAAAACUCUACAUUCCCGAGUUCCUGAAAGUACCACUUUCAAAGCAACCAUGUGAAAGGCUAAUCGUCAGUCCACGACGGCAAAUAAUCCUCGAGGGGCCACUACAGAUGCUCGAUACCUCCAAAAGCGGCUUUGAAGUUUACGUAGUCCUAUUUGAUGACAUGAUUCUAAUCACGAGAAAGAAGAAAGGACUGAGCAAAAAGAAAUCAUCACUAAACCUGGACACAAAGCCCAGCCAAGAUAAAAAGAACAAUGCAAUACAAGAUGGCGUCAAGUACAUAGUCUACAAGCAGCCUCUCUCCCUGGACCGCAUCUGCAUCCAUGAUGUCAGUGCACAGGAGGGUGCCGCACACAACCUCAAGAAUGUCUUUGUAUUUGUCUGCUUAAAUCGGUUUCAACAGAUCAUCACAGUGCACACACUGCAAGCCUCAAAUGAAAGCACAAAGCUCACCUGGCUGACAAAACUCCGGGACACCGUAGACAGAUGGAAGAGGACACUGCAAAACACUGUGUUCCGGAAUCAGAGGAUACCAGCCAACAGUAGCGCACCGCCACCACCGAAGUAGGCACAAGACUCCCUCACCCCACCACAGUGUGGGGCUUCAGACCAUGUGUACAUAUACGAAAGGCACAAGUGUGGCUUGGGCCAUUUGCACCAGCAGACGUUAAAUGCACGAACUCCACAACCUGCACAACAUGUCCUCAACAAUGUCAGGCCUGUGAGCAGUGGGCCACCGCAAAGUGUCUUGAGAACGUUCCUGAGGCUGUUCCCCACUAGAGGUAGCAAUCCAAGUGGCGUGGUUGUAACUGUCGCAGCUCCUGCUGCUCAAAGAAGCUGACAGGGGAAGCACAGUUCAAGUGUUUCUUACACGACUCCUGUCGAGACCAUAACCUAGCAUAGCGUUGCUCUACUAUCGUGUCUAACGCAUCCUGCUUCCAUCCGCAUUGGUUCUCUUCAGAGGCACCUGCUAUGUUGCACAUACCACCCAUCAAGCACUUGGUGUUGUCAUUUGUUUUACGCAUGUGUAUAUAUGUGUAUGUAAGCAUGUAUAGUCUCACACUCGGAGCAUCUGCAAGUAGGUGCACAUCCGUGCAAGCUUUGUUUCCCAUUUUGUUCAUUAUGGUGAAUGAAAACUUUCUCACAAAAGGACAGAGUGAGUGAACUGAAGGAGUGAAUCCUCUGCUAUUCAGGGUGCAUUGUUUCUUGGUCAUUUCAACUGAGAUUGUUUCCACCAACGCCUACAUACCAAGAAUACUUGGAGCAGGAUCAUGGAGCACAUCAGAAUUAGAAUGCAAGCAUAGCAAAAAUUACGAAGCAGCUUUUCUUCAGCAACACAACUGAUGGCAAAACAUAGAAGAUACUUGGGAACAGCGACACUCAAAUGAAACAGUAAUAUGAAGCACCUGUCUUUGUCCUUACUUAACCUUAACAGGAGAGUUGAGCAGAGGUCUGCUAGCGAAAUACUGUAAUGCAGAUAUGACCUGAGCUAGAAAAAUGGCAGGAAACAUACAACAGUGCUGACUUAACUUGAUUUAACAGUAUCAAUGUCCCACUGAAGCAAAGUGACCAAAGAAGAAAUGAUGUGGAAUGAGUAUUCAUCAUUCAUGGGUGUAAGCACACUAACAACCUGCACUUUCCUCAUACCAGUUUUGCCAUUUCACCUAUUUCAAACUUCCUUUAAGUAAUCAUUCUUGCUCAUGCUUUGAGGUCAGCUCAUUGCUCAUAUAUCAUUAAACAACACAACGGAUGUGAAAAGGCAUGGCAUACAGCAGCUCUACUUUCAGAUUUAUACCCCUGUCAAGCGGGCAAGCGCACUCACGGAAAGUGCACUUCGGCACCUUGAGUGACACUUUAGGCUAUGCGGUGCACAACGGAAAAACGAAAAAAGAGCGCGCACUCGGUAAAAAAAAAAGAAAAGAAAAAGUGGCGACAGAAUAAGAGUGCAUUUUUUGAAAAUUUAUAUUAGAAAGAAAAAACUUCAAAAAGUGAUUGUUUUACAUUGUAUUAUAAAUAAAAGAAAAAAUAUAUUUUUCAAAACAAAAAACUAAAUUAUCUUAUUAUACGAGUGUUGCAAGUCAAUGCCUAGCCAAUCCGGAAGAAAAUGGCGGCAUGUGACGAGGCGACAUUUGAUCUUGCUAGAACAGAAUACGAGUGAAUUCUGUUCUCAUUAUUUCGUUAAGAGCUUUCCAACAAUUAAAAUGAAGUUCUCUGUCCUUUUUUUAAAAAUGCAUUACAUUUUGUUCCAUUGAAACCGCUGACGGAAAGGCUACACUCCGCCAGCAAAGUGCAUUCUGUUAACGCACUCCGAUUGGAGUGCGCUCUUCAACAAGUACACGCUACUUGCGAUGUUUAGAUUUGGGAAAGUGCACUUAAACCGAGUGACACUCUCCAUAAGCGCACUUAACUUACCCAUUUGACAGGGGUAUUAUUUAUCCAUAUACUAUUACGAGCCGAAAAACAGAGAUAAUCAUGAAAAUUAGUUGCGCAAGACAAAAAGUAGCAAGUGAAACAAUUGGCCAAUCAAAAAUACUUUAUAUGGCUUAUUCAUUCAUAUCACAUAAUGUGCCUUCAAAGUUAAAGACUAAAAGUUAAUUUAACCUUUUCAGGGUCAAUUUUUUUCACCAUAUGUGACUGCCCAGGGUCUGCCUUUUUUUAUUGCAGAUUCCAAUUCGUCUGAGCAACCUAUUUCGAAAAAAACUUUACGUAAUUUUUCUAGGGUGACCAAAAGUGAGAAAAAAAAAUUACGUUGGUAUAUACGUACUCUUUAUUCAUGAAUAGCAAUAAUAAAACAAGGAAAUAAACGUAUAAUUAAAAAUUGGAUGCAUUAUUAUAGUUCAAGGUUUAGAAUAUGCGCACAUGAGAAUAUUUUGCAAGUCUCAAAUGUUCCUGCUCUUACGUUAUUAUUUACGUCUAUAGCGUAAUGGAACUGCAUAGGUGAACGCACUGAAGAAAACUGUGUGGUUGUGUGCCCGUUAAAAAAGCAAAACGUGUGACAAACUUCCACUAAUCUUCAUCUUAUCGCCAACCAGAGGCAAUUACAUAUCGCGAGUCUCACCCCUCCCCCCCCCAAAAAGAAAGGAAAGGAAAAGCAUGCAUGGCGGCAUCCUUCCUAUGCGCACCCUUGUGAGCAUUAAACGAGCAAGAAACAGGAGGUCACCCUUUGAGUGAUAAGUAACGAAAUGGCCAUCAGUUUUGCGAGCACAAGAAGUUGAAACCCCCCGUGGAACAAAACCCAAACCGCUGCCUGCCCCCGCGCAUGCCAAUGCGCGAGUGGUUGUAUAUAGAGGCGCGUAAGCAAACUAGCUCUAAAACAAACCAUGCAACGAAAACCAAAAGAGGGGAGCGCGAGAAAAAAAUUCCUUGUAUUCCCACAUAGUGGCAGCGCAUGCCAGGAAAGAAAAAAUUAGGAAAUUAGCGCGCUUUUUAAGCGUACAGACGGCGCCAUAAAUAUAUGGCAUCGACCACUUUGGACUUUUUCGCAGCGCCGUAUAUUUACGUCAUUAACCCUGAAAGGGUUAAUAAAUUUAAGACUAAUUUUACUUAAGCCACUAUGCAAACUAUGCAAAUGUGGCUUUUACAGUUGCUUUGUUUUCAAUGGUAGACAGACUGUGCAUGGGAAAUCACAGCAGGAGAGUUCACAAUACUGCUAGAAUUCAUCUAAAAAUUUUAGCAUGUACCAUCUACAUUAACAUUGGAAAAUUGAAGACAGUUAUUCCUUAAUACAUGUUCAUUUUGUCCAAUUUUUCUCCAAUGCUCCUGCACCGAGAUAUUCCUCCAGAGUUCUGUCACUCAGUGUCAGCUAAUUACAAACCAUAAAAUGCAAAGUGUAAAAUACGAUGUAGAAGUAGCCACUCUUUUCAUAACUGCACAGUAAAGGAACAACAGACUGAGAACAAACCUGAUCCUGCAAGUCGCUAAACUAGCUCAUGCAGGCAAAAAGUGACGGAAUUCUAAUGGACUGUUGCACACUUGAAUGCAGUAUAUAGACACAUAGAGUUCCUCUCAUGCAAUAGCCUGGAGCAAAACAUGGGCUUGGCAGAAGCUGUUCGCCUGAUAUUGCAUUUUGGUUAAUGAUGUAUUGCCGCAACGUUAACACUGCUGCAGAUACCUUUAUGGUUGUGCGGUUAACCACCACAUAGAUGUCACUUCAUAAGACUAUCUUGCCACUUGCACCAAUACACAAACAAGAGCCAUAACGUUUUUUACUGUCAAGCCUUCUAACAAAACUAGCACUGCAUGGCACUGUUAUCUCAGCUCUUUUUUCCUGUUGCUAUGCUCAAAACUAAGGAUAAGAGUGGGCAAGGUGACUCAGCUAAUAGGCCACAAGCAAAACAAAAUCUAAAUGUGAACUAGCAAGUCCCCUAGCAAUCUUCAACGUUAAACUAAAUGAACACAAUGAGAGCGCCUACAUGCAACACAAGUUUGGACUUCAUAGCAUAAAUCCAAUUCUCUACAAUUGUAAAUUACAAGGUUGGCUUCAAAUCUAUAAACAAGCUAAUGAGAAUUUCUUUCUCUAUAUCUGGCACACAUAGACCUCUUUCCUUGUCUAUCAAACCAUAACAUCUGUAACUAGGCCAAGUUGUUUGAGUUUACUACUAAACUUUUGAUCAAGUCAACCUUAAAUGUAAUGCUGCUUGUUUUUCCGUAAGCACUCAGCACCGACAUGAUGUCAGAAGAGCUCUAGGCUACCCACUGCUAUGGAUCUUGAGGUACGCAUGCAUAUAAUGGAUACAUGACAAAACUAAAAAGAACAUGGUGCCAUCGUCUAACACACAAGCUCGAUAUCUAUGCUUCGUACCACUGCAACUGCGAAGUGCCGAAGCCAUCUCCCACAAGCAUGCAGCAAAUGCUGAAUCAAUCGAGGAAAUGUAGCACAUUCCUGUACAGCUGUUAGGGCGUGUAGAAGUGUCUUUGCACAUUACUGAAAACAACAAUUUUUGCCUGGUCAAGCCAGGCAAGCAACAAAAAGCCAAGUGCUUUGUUAAUGAUAUGGACCUAAAAACACAAUAUUGUAAAAUUUCAAUGAAAACAAAUCAGCAGUAAGCAAAUUGGUGUGCAGUUAUCAGAAUGAAAACACAGGUCAUUGUGUAGUAUUCACAACAGUGCAGUAUACACAAACAUCACAUGGAGCUGCUGCUUGCACUUUAUUGGCAAUUUUCACUUCACAGAUUUGGCUGCUGCUUGCACUUUAUUGGCAAUUUUCAAUUCACAGAUUUGUAUGCAGGUCUCCAAACUUGAGUAUGCUAUAACAUCUGCUUUCACUUUGCUUUCAAUAGUGUUUUCUUUUUAAGGAUUUAACAAAAGAGUAAAGUGGAAUGAGGGAAGAAGAAAUAGUAUGACAUGACUGGACAAAUGAAUGCCAAAAAGCUAGACUAUGGUCAGCAGUGUUUCCAAUCAAGUUAAUCAGAAAUGUACACCGCCAUAAAUACUUGAGAAAUGUCACUCAUUAUGUUAUGUAUAACAGCGCAACUGCUCCGACAGGUCAUGUCACAGUAUGAUAAAUCAAACAUGAACACAAUGAAUACAAGGGCUUCGUGGGCAUAUAGAUUUCAUAUAAACAUGUAAUCAAUUCUUUUUCUACGAAAAUAAUGUGCUUGGCUUGUAGAAGUCCCCUACCUCAAGUGCAAUCUUACAGUUUUGUUCUCCCAAUUUCAAUUUUAACACUGGACCCUGAUCGCUAUGUGACAGACAUUGCAUUUACCCAGAACGUGUCAGGCAGAACAGGCGUGAACCAGUGCACACUGACGUUGCAGCCGCAAUCACAACCAGUUGAAGAAUAGUUUGUGAGCUAGUUUUGUCUGUACAGCAUGUUCCGCAUCCGAAGACGAAACUCUGUGCGCCAACCUGCUGUCUUGAGUUUUCGCUCUCGGACCCUUUGUUACAUACUUGUGCGUGAGUGGUUUGUGAUGACAAAGCCUGCUCCUGAGUACAGUCGUUUCCGGUAGAGGUUCGUAGGACAAUGGCAGUUUGUAACUUAAACACUUCUUUUUUUUGCCUCCCACAGGGCAAAAAAACUAAGACACCUGGCUUAGUACACAAAAUAACCCGCUGAGAAAUGUGAUACGACGGUUUCCCGUCGAGAGAGAUGUCCUGCUGGUUAUUUAACACAUGAGGAAAUCAAAUAUACUUAGCAGCACAACCGUAGAACUGCAUGUGUACAUAAUGCUGUAGCCACGUAGACUUUUGAGUGUACAUACACACAUUUACAGAGUGUGCAUUUUGUUAAUGAGAUUGCAGCCUGUGCAGCACCACCCUGCUUUUAAGCCACGCGCAUUGCAGUGAAAAUGUCAGCUUUUGUCAAAUUAGUUUGUGCAUCUAUACAAAAAAUUAAUCUUAUUUACUCUUUCAUGCCUAAGCUUGUUUCGCUACGACGAAAUUUGUCAAGGAGGCUCUGCACCUGACAACACAGUGGUCUGGUAUCACAUAAUGCAUUGAAGAAGAAAUUGCAGAAGCAGGCAGUCACAUACAGCUAUUUCAGAUUUUUGGACUGAUCUCCUUUCUCUGUCAUAACAAUGUAAGAGAACAUCACAUAUUAAUGGAUAAUGUAGGAAUUCCUUGCUCAGCAAAAUUUGCCCGAACAUACUAUACAGGUUACCAUGUUCCCUCAUCAUGCAAAUGGAAGUCUGCAUUGCUCAAAGUACAGUAGGGAAACAAAAGUCAUGGGAAUAAAACGCAUCCACUGGCCUGCACAAACAAGCUGCAUGGACAAAAACCAAAGUGAUACUACAGUGCACAGCAAUACAAUACAAUCUUUAUUGUGCAUAAAGGAAAACAAAACAAAGAAAACAAAGAAAAGCAAAAAAAUACUUUAUCGUUACAAUCUAGAGAAAAAUGAAUAUAUUUUAAUGCUGCACCUCUUUACUAUCUACUGCUUUGACUAGCUCACAGGAAGAAAACUCCUGUGCCCAAGUAUUAAUCUUGCCUUUAGUCAAAACUAAUGCCAACAGCUCAUUACAACUGCUGUCUUCAUGACACCAUGUCACACAAUUAGUCUGAGAUCAAAGAACCAAUAUAGUGCCAAUAAGUGCUUUUUGCACAAUCUACAAUGUCAUUAUCAGAUGCACGAUGGUGCAACACUCUCCAAAAUCGUGAAGAGUAGGUUGCUCUUAAAACAGCACAUUUCUGUGCUUACUGUACAGGACUUAUUUUAUAUCUCAGUAGUACAAUCUUGCUACUCCACCUACUGUACUUUGAGAGCUGUUCAUUAACACUAAACUGUAAGGUUCAGGGUCUGUAAGGUUCAGGUACCUCUAUAACACUUGGUUAAGGUCACUACAAAUCUAAAGUUCUUAGCUUCUUGGAAACCAAGCCAUCUUUACUAUUUUCAUCAUGCUUCUAUGUUACAGCUGCAGAGCCUCCUAGGCAACAGUUCUGAUUACAAUCAUGAUCCCCACGUUAGAAAUCAACUUUCCUUGGCUGCUCAAUAGUAAGAAGAAUGCAUAGGAUUGUGAGCAAGUGCUGAAUUUGCUUCUAGCCUGGUGAGAAGCAAGAGCAUCCUCCAAUCAUCUAUCUUCUUCAGUUAUGGCAUGCUGCUAAUCUGAAAGGAUGACCUGUUGGGGGUCACACUCGUGUAAAUAUUACAUGCGUAACAAGCACUUACUAACCUCUCCAAACAUGUAAAUAAGCACCACUCAUAUAGAGAAGCCAGUGUUGUGCUUCCUCAACUGAUAAGGAAAUGCCUGCACUGAGUGUUUUGUAAUAGUUACUCCUGCAUUGUCACUGGAAGUGCCCCGAUACACUUUCUAAAGCCACCCUGCUCUCAUCUACCUAUCCAGCUGACACUUGAACACCUGUCAAUCAUGUUCCUCGGCAGGCAUCUUUUAACUCCUUGCCUUGUGUACUACAGUUAGGACACCACAUAGUAUACUAUACUCGGCAUUCUCAUCAGUCGCUGUGGACAUCAAGAGGACAGUCAUAAAUCAACGCCAUGUGUAAGCUAUAAAGGAAGGUCCUUGAUGUAGUCCGCCUAAUACUUGCACACUACCAUGGGCCUGGCUAUCUAAAUGCAGAGCACCUAGAUUAUUUUUAUAGGAACACAAUUCCUGAAGAAAAAGAUACUGUUGCUGUUAGUGAAUAUAACAUGUUAGAGUCUUGAUACACUUCUAAAAACAUGUUUUGAUUCUGCAGUGUCGCAACUUGAAGGCUGGACUAAAACUUUCUUCUUUUUCGAACAGUAGUUAAAGAGUAUGCACUGUCCAGCUUUUCAAGGUUUCUCAUUAAGAAAACACCUUAGAAAGUGCCUGGUAAUUGAGCUCGGAAUGCCAGUUCCACAAAGACAUGCCAAGAGCAUAGCUAUGAGAAAUGUUCAUCUGGACAGCUCCUACGUAAACUGUGCAAAAUAAUUGCACGCUUUUCAUAAUUCUGGGAAGUUCACAGGAUGAACCCAAUUUUCAGAAGCUCUCAUCUUCACCACAGAAGUCGCAGCUUUAGAAAAUGGGAACUAUACACAUUACACUACCGUACCUCUCACCCUUACACAUGUGCCAAUGCAAGCUUAUCAUCCCGAGCAGUGUUCAUGUAAAAAAAAAUGUACCAAUUGUGUGAGCCCUUGUGAGCAGGCAUGUUACCACUUCUGCUGAAAAACGUGUGCGAGACAAAAUGAGCUUAAUGCUGCCUUUGCAUUGUAGUCUGAAAAAAACUUUCUCCAAGAGGAGAACCACUAGAUGGCAACCAUGGUGACACUCAAGACUUGUGCUUUUUAUAAAACAGCAUCAGAGCACAAGUUUUGGUUGUACCAGCUAUACAAUAUGUUGCAUCAAUAAAGGACUCCGGUGCAGACAUCUCUUCCAAUUAAACUGCUAGCUUAUCUGCACUAGAAUUUCAAACAGAGCUGGCAUUUCACAGUGAUUUUCGCUUGUGCCAUGCUUGGUACUUGCUCAUUUUACCCAAAAAAAAAAUCAGAAGUACAUGUCUGCAGCCAUGCCAGGUGAAAAAUGUUGGUUUCCUUGGCAUGAGAAAUAGAGAGCUACCUGUAGUUUACAGGAUGAAAGUUCACCAUAUUCUAUUAUCUGUGAAAUCCAGGAAGUCGGCUUCCUGCCAACAGAUCGGGCCCUUCUUCCAUCUACAGAUUAUGAAUCUUCCCACGAUGCUCACAUACAAUGCAAAAUUCUUAUUUAUUCUGGAUAAAUCAGGCAAGCAUAGCACUGGUGUGUGGUAUUAAACAAUAUGCAUCACAAAUGCCACCCCAGUUCAACAUCCAUGAGCAGAUGAGACAGUAGUAUAUCCAGAAUAACUGCUUACACUGACUUCCCUUAUUGACACAACAUAGUGUAGAUAACAGUAAGUGGAUCCCAUCUAACACGGUAUGACUGCAACAGAGUCAAACAGGUGAUUUAUUCUGCUGGGAUGUAUGUAGAAUAAUACACAUGCUCGUUCAUUAAAACACGGACACAUCUGUGGAAAAGCUAUUGUUUCCUCAUCCAUUGCAAGAUGAAGUUAGCAUUCUUCUAGAAUAAUCACCAACGUGUUUCAUAGGGCCCUGAAAUAUCAUGUGCCAAUGUUGUGCUUUCUGUGGUUUAACUUUGUUAUCACUGUUUUUCAAGGUGUCUGUGCGCCCAAGAAGCCAAUUGGAAAAGCGUCAGUAGGAGGCUAAGAUGCACAGCUAAAGUGAAUCGUAGCUAUUUUACUAUGUGCACUGAACCGAAUAUCCACAAUUGACUCCAACCAUUGUUUUCAAGUGGUGUUGCUGUUUGUAAAUAAAAAAAAUAACAUUAUCUAUGACCA